GUCUAGAGACGAGAGAGAAGACCAGUCCUUGUUCUCAUCUGGAGGUCCAGAGGUCCUCAUCUGGCAGCAGGGUCAUUGUCCUGGUUGAGGUUGGAUGUCUCAGGAAUGAAGAAGACACCUGGUGGGGGAAAGCAAGAUGGGGGAAAAGCUCCAGCGCCAGCUACAGAGCUCCAGCCAGCAGCAGAAGCAGAGCAGUGGGCAGUGGUGGAGGUAGAGCUGGCUCCAGCUCUGUUGACAUCACCCCUUCUAGCGCUGGAGCCAGCGUCCCCUCUAUCAGCAGUGUUGGCUCUGGAGCAAGGGCCAACAUCGGCUCCAGCAGGAGUGAGAACUGCUGAGCUGGAGUCACCUGGACCAUCAUUUCUAGUGGGAAGUCCAUCUCCACCUGUGCUUGUUAAGCAGCGUGAGAAGAAGCCUAACAUCAUGGCCUUCCCUCCUAAGCUGGUGGUGGAGCAGUUGACCGUGAUGGAUGCGGAGUGCAAGAUCCUGAAGAACUCCUCGCCCUGCACUGUCAUCUCUGCUCUGCAGAAAACCUCCACAAACCACCUGAAGAACACACAGCGGAAGUUUCCUUGGAGAUCCCUGAAAAACUUAAGAAGCGCUAUAGCCAAGACAAGUCCUUGAGCAGAGAACUGAUGACCAAGGAGCGGCCCUCCACGUUUGCCUCCAGGAGAGCAACCCCCAGAGAGUGCAGGAGAAGCAGCAGCAGCAGCAGCAGCAGGGGAAUGAGAUCAACCUUGAGAAAAGUACUGAGGUGAGCGGCUGUGGCUCUCCCUGCAGGGGAGGGGAAGGAGGUGGAAAUCAGAGACCUUCUGGGCAGAACAGUCCCUGGCUCCACCCCCUGUAUCUUACAUUGAGUGGAAGAGUUUGAUAACAGAGAAGUGGGAGACCCAUCCAAUUGGCGGGUGGGUUGAGGGGAGGAUGGCCUCAAGGAAAACUUCCUGGAGGAGGGGCUGAUUAUUCCC
Molecule: messenger RNA, 962 nt
Organism: Diceros bicornis minor
Lineage: Eukaryota; Metazoa; Chordata; Mammalia; Perissodactyla; Rhinocerotidae
Product: ral-GDS-related protein-like
Exons: 6
Coding region: 106-621 (171 amino acids)
Biological process (GO): Ras protein signal transduction; positive regulation of GTPase activity
Cellular component (GO): plasma membrane
Molecular function (GO): guanyl-nucleotide exchange factor activity
Source: RefSeq, a predicted model, not a curated record